Molecule: messenger RNA, 1173 nt
Organism: Priceomyces carsonii
Lineage: Eukaryota; Fungi; Ascomycota; Pichiomycetes; Serinales; Debaryomycetaceae
Product: isocyanide synthase family protein
Exons: 1
Coding region: 1-1173 (390 amino acids)
Source: RefSeq, a predicted model, not a curated record
AUGCCUUCGUUUACAACCAUUUCACAAGAGUCUUCGAGUUCUUCCUCCAGUACUUCUGACUUGGAAGAGAUAAAAGAGAGAACAGUCUUUGAGAGAAUCAAAUUUAUAUAUUGUAAAGAUUUUAAAUCGGACAUCUCAAUCAAAAGAUGUUAUGACACUGAUUUUGAUGAGAAAGGCUUUACAAAAGAGCUUGAAUUGGCAAUCAAAAAAGAAAAUGAUGGAGCGUUCGAAACCUUUUCAAUAAAUUUAUCUGGAAAAUCAUUUCUCGUGUGGCAGAUUGCCAGCACUGAUGUGAUAAGAGGCGUUGUCACUGAAUCUUUUGAGCCAAGUGAUUUUGACAAAUGGUUUUUACACUUGGUUGCAUCCACUAGUAAAGUCGACUUUUCCCCAGAUCUCAGCGAAACUUCAUAUGUUGCGGACAUAAUAUGUGAUGAAUUUGUAGCCACGUUGAAAAAGACUGCGAAGGUAGACAAGUGGGAUUCAGGAGGAAGAGAGUUUUUCAAGGAAGGAAUUGAAUUUUUUGUUACCAAAGGCAUCACCAUUGAAGCUGUGCUACCUGCUUUUCCUUGUAAAUCAUCGAACUCAAAGAAGGUUGCAACUAGUGAGCCAGACAAAGGAGAAGAAUUAGCAAUUCGAAGACUUAUUCAAUUCGCACAUAAUGUGAAGAAGAUAUAUCCACCGGGAAUGAUUGUGUGGAUAGUUAGUGAUGGGCAUGUCUUUAGUGACUGUAUUGGAGUCGAUGAUGACAUAGUUGAUGAAUACACAGAGAAAGUCAAGAAUUUGUAUUCUUCUUUGGACCCUCAAAAUGUUGAUGAAGUGAUCAAGUUUGCAUCUUUGAAAGAUAUUUUCAAUUUCCAACAAUUUCCAAUGAAGAAAGAACUUGUGGAGCAUGUUCAUUUGGAACACUACUUAAGCACAAAGCUUGAUGAUUAUUCUGAGCUAUGUCGUAAGGUUUUGGUACAUAGUUGUGAUACCGAUUCAGGAAAGCUAAGAGAGGACGUUAACACCAAAGACCAUCCAAGGUUAUUUUUGUAUAGAGGAUUCUCAAAAUUUAUGACUGAAGACCUCGCUUCACAUCCUGUGACUGUUAAACUCACUAGAAAGAAGUUUAGAAAGGUUGUUUCGAGGAUUGCAUUUGAAAUGAUAAAGGUAUGUAUACAAUCAAAUGAAUGA